AUGCCAUCACGUACAUUAUUCCGCCUCCCCUUUUCACCAUCCUCCUACCACAACUCGAUCAGGAGCUCUUCCCCCACCGCCGGCCUAAUCCGAAACCACGCAUCUUUCACCCUCCUACCAUCCUUACGUCUUCUCCCAGCUUCCACACCAAUAUCAAUUCGAUUCCGUAGCGCAGAGCGAAUCCAAGCUCGACGAUUCCAUGACUACGUCCGUGGACAGACCCCAACGGGCCAGACAUACAAGGUAGACCUCGAUUCGAGAAAGAUCAUCGGAAGGGUCUCUAGCAGGGGGACUAGGCAGUACCAGGAAGAUCGGACCUCGGUCCAUACCCUCACCCUCAACCCAGAGGAUCUCCGAAGGUCGUUGAAGCGGCACGAAGUGGAUUGGAUACCUCCUGGGCUCGAUGGCGGGUCGCCGAAACUGGCAGGCCAAGUAGGAUACUUCGCCAUCUUCGACGGUCACGGCGGCCAACACGUCUCGGAACACCUACACAAACGCCUACACGGCAUGAUCGAAGAGGUCGAUCGAGUGACUAUCGACGAGACGAUCGCUUUUACCAAGAGGCUCGGCGGCUACUUUAAGCGGUUCCGAGGGGGCGCGCUCAGAGAAUGGGUCGGACAUCCGGAUCAUCGGGAUUGGAUGACGCUGGAAGAACGAUUAACUCUGGCCUUCUUGAUGGCGGACCAACUCCUCUUGUCCAGAGAAGAUACGCGGCGGUGUGGGUCGACGGCUUCUCUAGCUCUGCUUCACUCGUUGGAUGACCCCGUCCAGCCUUUCUUUGUCGCCAAUAAGAUCAGCCUUACCACUGCGCACCUCGGAGACACCAAGAUCCUCCUGUGCAACCGACAUACGGGCAAAGUCGAGCCUCUUACGGAGCGGCAUCACGCAGACGCCCGGAUAGAAGCUUCUCGAUUGAGAAGGAUUGGAGGAGGGUUGAUCACGGACAGUUUCGGGGAGAGCCGCUGGAUGGGUGCAGUGGAGAAUACACGAAGUUUCGGAGAUGGCGAAUUCAAGCCAUUAGGCGUGACAGCAGAGCCAGAAAUUCGCCAUCGGGUGAUCAACGGCGCCGAUUACGCCUACAUGGUUUUCGUCACCGACGGCGUCUCCUCCCUGAUCUCGAACCAAGAGAUCAUUGAUCUCGCCCGGAAUGCACACGAUCCGCAUCGAGCCGCGACCACGAUUGUCAAUUUCGCCGAGGACCUAGGCGCGGAGGACAAUUGUAGUUGUAUCGUUGCCCCGCUCGCUGGGUGGGGCAAUGUCGGAGGGACGGACGAGACCGAGGCGAGGCGAGAGUACAGGAGGCGCAAGGUCAGCUCGUUGAGUACGAGGAUGCAGAGGAUGUAG
Messenger RNA from Filobasidium floriforme, 1344 nucleotides. RefSeq names its product phosphatase 2C-like domain-containing protein. Gene Ontology annotation, molecular function: protein serine/threonine phosphatase activity; cation binding. The coding region runs from base 1 to 1344 and encodes 447 amino acids. Gene Ontology annotation, biological process: protein dephosphorylation. The record is from RefSeq and is a predicted model, not a curated record. Lineage: Eukaryota; Fungi; Basidiomycota; Tremellomycetes; Filobasidiales; Filobasidiaceae. The transcript is spliced from 10 exons.